Acaulospora colombiana is the source of this 1662-nucleotide messenger RNA. NCBI's taxonomy places the organism in Eukaryota, Fungi, Glomeromycota, Glomeromycetes, Diversisporales, Acaulosporaceae. The record is from the annotation of a GenBank genome assembly.
AUGUUGCAACAGUCACCUCUCCAGCACGAAAACCUUCAAACCAACACGAUUCCACUGGAAGCUACUCCCACUUCAAAUACCCAAACACCUUUACACCCGCAGACACGCGAUCCGAAUUCUCAUGCAAUUACUACGUCUCCUCAGCUAACUGCUCAACGGUCUCCAUUCGUUAUGGCAUCACCCGCUGGAGCUGCAACCGCUGCAUCAGAAACUGUUGCAACGCCGUUAAGGUUUAAUAUGAAGGCACCACCUUCCGAAAAUCAAGACACUUUAACGCAAGUUACGCUUCCCAUUCAACAUUCGACCUCAAAAUACUUUCAUCCUGCUCAACCAACUUCAGCACUUAUUUCAGCUCUUCUGACUCCGGAACGAGCCGAAGAACUCCUGAGCACUUUAACCAUCGAACAACUAUCAUUAAUAGAAAAGUCCGUGCAACGUGUAAAAAGAAAAAAGAAUAAGGAGUCCAAAAGGCUCAGCAUAAACGGUAACAGUAACGCUAAUGAUCUCAAUGCCGAUUUAAAUAAUUCCGAUUUACUUGACACCCCUAAAUCAAAUGCAUCAAAAACUCCAAUUUUAAUUUCAAACUCUCCACCGUUACCUGUUAGUCUUGGUAACACUAUCUCAUCCUUUGUCACUUCACCGAAUGCUAACGAAACCAUCUCUCGUCAAUCCGCCAAUGAUAUUAACAAUCCCGCACCUAAUCAUGCGCUUCCAGCCACAGAUCCGGUCAUUGUUGUUCACGAGGGCGUUCAAUGGGUCGUUUUCACAUACUCCGUGAAAGGAAAUAACAAAGAAUAUCGCAUACGCAUUGACAUUGAUAAAAUUAAUCUUGACACUAUCGAUGAAAAAUUUAGACGUGAUAACUGUCUUUAUCCGAGAGCAAAUUGCACCGAAGAUAAAUAUAAGGGCAAUCGGUGGUCUUAUGAAAAAGAAUGUAAUGAAUUGGGGUGGAAGUUAGCAUGGCUUAAUAGAGAAGAGAUCGGAGGUAGACGGGGACUGCUACAGCGAGCAGUCGACAGUUACCGAAAUCGUGAUCCUUCAUUGCGUUCCCGGAGGGUUGCCCGAAACGAGAAGAUUCAAAAUGGAACGCUGCGCAAGCGAGUUACGAGGGACGCUGAUGAUGGCUCAGCUGAGAGCUCAGCCAAGCGACCAAGGGGUGCGGGUAGACAACUAACAAUAGAAUCAACAGUAAAAGGUGAAGUCAUUAAAAUUCGUAUACGAGCCGACAUAGAAUGUGUUAAUGUUUCAGAAAUACCUGAUGAAUAUAAAAAGAAUAACUGCAUACAUCCGAAAGCUGUAGUUGAGAAAGCUAACUACCAGGGAUCUAAUUGGGAAUUAGAAUCGAGUAGUAACGAAUUAGGUUGGAAGUUGGCAUUCCACAAUCGUCCAAAACUUGAUGGGAAAAGGACACUUCUUCAAAAAGCGAUAGAAAUAUAUCGCGAAAAGUACAACAGAGCAAUACGGCCCCGUAGAGGAAGAUAUUCACAUACUCUCUCUGCCAAAUUCUUUGAGAACCAUCCGUGUGAAGUUGGUUCAGGUCAUGACCACGCGUCAUCGUCGUCUUCAUUAUCGGAGAAUAAAUCAAUGACUCCGGAUAAUUUUGCAUUGAAUUCGCCAACACUAUCCAAUCCAGAACCCGGAACUGUGUUGGGAGAUACUUGA